UUUGAUUAACAAAAGCCUCCCUGUCAUAUAGGUAGGUUGGCUACAGUCCGUUUUUAUUUCUCACCUCGUGUUGAUUUGUAAUUCAUGCCAGAAUACGAGGUCAGCAGACUUUUCAGCUUUGAAAUAGGUUACAGUUUACUGUCUGAUUGAUUUGCAGUUAAAAAGUAAAUGAACAAAACUACAACAAAAUCUUACAGAUUCUGUUUAGGGCCUAUACCUAUAUGCACUAUUGAACUAACGGAACUAAAGUCUGACGUUAUGUUCGGUGCAUUGGAUCAGAGCCUACUGGUGGAAAGCUGUGCUGUGAUGUCCUAUUCGUUGUGAGCGACAUGGACAACAGACUGGGUCAGGGUGAUGAAGAGGAGGGAGAUGUGGGGACGCUGUGGCACUCUUUGGACUGGCUUACGUCCUGUGUGAUGGUGGUUGGAGGGGCUCUGCCCUACGCCUCACAGUACCAGCAGAUCCUUCGGACCAAGAACACAGACGGCUUCUCUACACGCGUCUGCCUGGUUCUGCUGGUCGCUAACAUCCUCCGCAUCCUCUUCUGGUUUGGGAAGCAGUUUGAGGUGACUCUGCUCCUGCAGAGUGUGGUGAUGAUUCUCACCAUGCUGGUGAUGCUCAACCUCUGCUGCUCUGUACAGAACACCAACCGUAUCAGCACCAAACAGCACCACAUCACAGAUCUGGAACCCCGGUUCUUUUGGAGCUGGGAUGGCUUUGAGGACUACCUCAUCUUCCUGUUGGCCUUCACGCUGCCCUGUGCCUUCACCACCCUUCUCCUCCUGGACUCCUCUCUGUUUGUUGAGUCCCUGGGCUUCCUGGCCGUGCUGACGGAGGCCAUGCUGGGGCUACCACAGCUGCUCCAGAACCAACGCAACCACUCCACCACCGGCAUGAGUGUGAACAUGGUCCUACUGUGGAUGGCCGGGGACAGCUUCAAGACGGCCUACUUUGCCCUGAAGGAGAGCCCGCUCCAGUUCCUGUUGUGUGGGUUGACUCAGGUACUGGUGGAUCUGGCUAUCCUCUAUCAAGUGUGUCUCUACAGCCAAGACCCCUGGGACAAACUGGCUUAGCUAACUCUAACCCUAGCUAUCUCCAACCCUAGCUAUCUCUAACCCUAGCUAUCUCUAACCCUAGCUAACUCUAACCCUAGCUAACUCUAACCCUAGCUAACUCUAACCCUAGCUAUCUCUAACCCUAGCUAACUCUAACCCUAGCUAACUCUAACCCUAGCUAUCUCUAACCCUAGCUAUCUCUAACCCUAGCUAUCUCUAACCCUAGCUAACU
Messenger RNA from Oncorhynchus masou masou (cherry salmon), 1287 nucleotides. RefSeq names its product solute carrier family 66 member 2-like. The record is from RefSeq and is a predicted model, not a curated record. The transcript has 4 exons. Gene Ontology annotation, cellular component: trans-Golgi network; endosome. NCBI's taxonomy places the organism in Eukaryota, Metazoa, Chordata, Actinopteri, Salmoniformes, Salmonidae. Gene Ontology annotation, biological process: phospholipid translocation; retrograde transport, endosome to Golgi. The coding region runs from base 330 to 1073 and encodes 247 amino acids.